Molecule: messenger RNA, 1484 nt
Organism: Exaiptasia diaphana
Lineage: Eukaryota; Metazoa; Cnidaria; Anthozoa; Actiniaria; Aiptasiidae
Product: melatonin receptor type 1A-like
Exons: 1
Coding region: 135-1484 (449 amino acids)
Biological process (GO): G protein-coupled receptor signaling pathway
Cellular component (GO): membrane
Molecular function (GO): G protein-coupled receptor activity
Source: RefSeq, a predicted model, not a curated record
UUUUACCAAGUGUUCAGUGUUUAUACGUAAACGCUUCUGUUUAAACGUCUGAGCAAGGUUAAAAAAGCCUAAAAGGAGUUGCAGUUGUCGCAUACCAAGAUUAACAGCUGCUCAGAGAAGAACGAUCAUCUUUCAUGAAUUACUCAAGCUCAAGUCAAGCCAUGUUUCUACCAAUACCACCAACAAGUAUUGGGAUUUUGAUUCUCGAGGUAGCAGUACUUUUGAUUAUCGAUAUUGCCGCAUUUGCAGGAAAUCUAUUGGUGUGUCUCGCCUACCGCAAUCAACGUCUGCGUACAGGCACCAAUGUGUACAUAAUAGCUCUGGCUGUUACCGAUAUACUAGCGGCUACAAUCACGGUUCCUAUGACGCUAGGCUCGAUCAUGAAAGGAAAGUGGGCAUUUGGAGUUUUGGGUUGUCAAAUCCAAGGUUUUUUCGCUCACUUUUUGAUCUAUACGUCCAUGUAUACUCUCGCAUUAACGGCUGUUAACCGUUACUUUCGUAUUGUGAAGACAAAGUACUACAAGACGGUAUUCGGAGGGCGUCGGCCGUUGAUCCUCAUAGCAUUAGUGUUGGUCUUCGUUGGACUGUUUGUGUCCAUCCCACCUUUGUUAGGAUGGGCUCGUUUUCAGUUUGAGCCGGGGGUCGCUUUGUAUAUGUGUAUUCUGGAAUUCAAUACAACAACUGGAAGUAUUACUUUUUUAUUGUUGGUUCUGAUGUUUUUUGUGAUUUUAUCAAUGUCUUUGAUCAUUGCAUCUUAUGUGGAAGUCUCACGUGCCAUGCGACAACACAAACUUAAUCUUCAAGCGACCGUCAUGAACAGGAGAAGGAUAGCAAAUGUCAGCGUUGAGGAGAUUAAGAUAACAAGGACUCUUUUUAUUUUAGUAAUGGCGUUCAUAGUAUGUUGGAUCCCUGUGUAUUCGGUGGUGUCCAUCAUAAGAUCAGGACUUGGUGGUAGUUUAACGAACACAGGUUCGCUUAUCACCACUUACUUAAUCUUCUUAUCGUCUGCCAUUAAUCCUUACAUUUAUGCCUUCAACCAUAGGACGUUUAGGAACGAGUUUAAAAGGAUUUUAAAAAAAGGAUGUGGCAGGUCAGAACGCGCACCAAAGGAAGCCCAUGUCAUUCACAACAGCCGAUCUUUACUAGGGCCAUCGGUCUGUAAUCCUAGGGACGUAAAUUCAAGACAAGCUGGCCCAUCAUUCGGUAGAACUCUGCGACCCUAUGAAAUAAACGUACCAGCUGCUCAUUUCAAAAAAGCAAACACCCCACAGGAAUCCCAUUUAAACAAAGUUGACAACAAAACGUUUUUGUCCAGAAGGAAGCCGUUUUUCAAAAGAAAUUCGCCGUUGGUUCGACCAGAGAUCGUUCUCGAGCGUAUAGCACGUCGCUGUAGUCGAUCGAAAGACGUCGAAAUGGUUUGUGAGGAUGCAAAGGAAGAGAACGGGACAAAUACAAAAUAUAGAAAUAAAGAAAAUAACAAUUAG